GGUGGAGGAGGUGGCGGCGGGGGAGGUGGUGGUGGUGAAGGAAAAGAGGACUGUACAACGACCGCGAGGAGAUAGAUUGGAGUAAUAGUAGUAGAAGGAGUAGGAGUAUAGGAGGGGAGGUUGUGGAGGAGGGCCACUGCCAAGAAAACAGUAGUGCGUUCCUUGGCAAGAUGGCAGACGGUCCGUCCGCGGAAGAGGCGUCUGCUGUUGAUGUUCGGAUUCUAUCGAGGGAACGACAGAAACGACAGGACGCUUCUUCGACGUCGCUUCUAACUAACGUUAUUACGGCUUCGUCGUCGCCGUCGUCGUCGUCGUCGUCGUCGUCGUUGUUGUUGUCGUCGUCAUCAUUGAGCACGGGCCAGGACGUUGUUGUUAGACGGUUUGUUCAUAAACGGGAUAAUACCGGUGAAUUUUACGACGAUUACGAUUAUGUUUACGAUUACGAGGACGACGAUGACGACGAUGACGACGAGGACGAGGACGAUUACGAGGAAGUUGACACCCGACGUCGUUACCAUCAUGAUCGUCAUAAUCAUCACCAUUAUCGCUAUCAACAACAACAACAACAACAACAACACCAACAACAACAACAACAACAACAACAUCAACAGCAACAGGAAAGGAUUCCUAAUGAAGGUGCUGCUGGUGGUAUUGGUAAUCAUUUUAAUAGUGGUACUGGUGAUGGCAGUGGUGCUGGUCGUGGUGGUGCUGGUAGUGCUGGUUGUGGUGGUGGUAGUGGUGUUGGUGGUGGUGGUGGUGGUGGUGUCGUUGUCGUUGUCGGUGGUGAUUGUGCGCCCACGAUACGAGGAAAGGAACAUAACAAGGUGUUGUUAUACGAUGAGGAAGAUGAUUACGAGGAAGAAGAUGAGGAUGAUGAGGACGAUGAUGACGAAGGUGAGGAUGGCGAUGAGGAAGACGAAGAAGAGGAAGAGGAAGAGGAGGAAGAAGAGCCGCCAAUGGAAAAUCGAAGAGUUCGGAUAGGCUUGAUGAAAAAGUCGACCGAGGGCAUUGUUACGAGUAUCGGUAGUGUUGGUAAUAAUAGAAAUAUUAAUACUAGUGGUGUAGUUGGACAUGGAGUUAACGGUGGUAGUGCUGGUGCUUUGUUGGUAACAAAGAUGCUCGGUAAUACACGCACGCGGGUACUCGAUGUUGUAGACGUUCUCGUAGAUCCGUCGGAAUCGGUUGGUACGAAGCUAACGUCGAAUUUAUCAAAUGUUAACGAAAGAAAAGAUCGAGUAAGAUCCGAGAUAGAGGAAGACCAUGACAAUAAAAAGAAGGAAGCGCAAUUACAAGAACAACAACAACAACAACAACAACAGCAGCAGCAACAGCAGCAGCAAUCACAGCAACAACACCAGCAGCAAUCACAGCAACCACAGCAGCAACAACAGCAACCACAGCAACAGCAGCAACAGCAGGAAGACAAAAAGAAAAAGAAGAAGAACGAAGAGAAAGAUAGAAGAGGAGACGAUACCACGAACGAUCCUCCUCCCCUUAACACCGUAACCGUCACCAUUACCCCUGCCUCCCCUUCUUCUUCAACAACCAUCACAACGAGCGGCAUCGCGAACGGCGUCGUUGCUACCGGCAGCAGCGGCAGCGGCAGCAGCAGCAGCAGCAGCAACAGCAGCAGCACCGGAAGUGGCAGCUCCGUUGCCGGCGGCGCGAGCAACGUCAAGAGUAGUAGUUGCGCCGGCUCCUUGUCCAACGGCAGCCCCUUCAAGGGACAGGUCAGGAUGGCCGAGGAGACUCUCGUUGGGCCUUGCGGCAAGAAGCGUUGCGCCGAUCGAUACGACAGCUCCGAGAGUUCCGACAGCGGAGUUGCGGUUUCGUGCGGGGAGUGUAGCAGUAGCGGUACAAGUGACAUCACCGAGCCAGGCUCACCGUGUAGUACAAGUAGCGACGAGGGUGUAGCAAUAAGAGGAGCAUCGGCAAGCCCAUUACCAAGUUUGCCCAAGCUGGCGCCGUCCUCGCAAUUGGGUACCAGGCCCCAGUGGCCCUGGACCCCGCCAUUGGCGGCAACCGCUUGUUCAACUUACAAGAGACUGAAAGGUGAGCCAGAAGCAGGAACAUUGCCGAGGUCCGGAGCAGCUGAUCCAACUUCACGUGGAUCGUCAAAGGCGAACAGUAACAAGCCAGUUGGUGUUAUACACCAUAACGAAUCAUCCUCCCAAGGGAAAAUAACGGAAUACUUUAAGACACAGAUUAAACCGCAACAACCGAAACUUAAGAAGACGUCGGAAACAAUGUCGGUACUGGUUGCUAAAACAACCACAGAAUUUCGAAGGCCACCUACCGUGCAAAGGAACAAAGGUGGCUUGGCCAAAUACCUCGGUACCGUUCCAUCAAAUCCUCGUACGACAACAGCUACAAACGAUUGGGAGGUUCGAACAGUCAACAUGUCGCCGCCACCGCCUAACAAAAAGACACCUAUUGUCAUCGUACCUAGGGCCAAUGUUAAAAUGGAGAAAAAAUUAACGAAACCCCUGCCAAGUUUGCCUAUAUCGAACGACGUUCUUAAAAAUAUACCACCCUGCAAGAUAUCCUCGCUCAGGCUUACCUCAGAGGCAAGUCCUAACCCAAUGAAAACGUGUUCACCGCCGUCAACCCCAACGGCAAAUCCCCCUUCAACAAACGAUUUUAAGGGUUGCAUCCUUUCAUCUAAAGCGCACGUCAACGAGAACAAUAAUUUAACGAACGGUUGUAACAAUUUGAUCGGUACGAUACGUUCACAGAAUAAUCAGGAUCCAUUGUCGAGGUUAUCGCCAAUAGAAAGUGAUAAGUGUCAGACGAAAAUAUCGUCAUCAUCUGUAGGAGAUGAGGAGGACGUUGAAGAAGAGGAAGAGGAUUCCUCAUCUAGGAGUAGCGAAUCGAAAACGCAUCAUUCACUUUCUCCAAUAUUAUCAGCUCCGACAACGAUACGUUUCCCAGCCAGGGCACCGGAAAAGGAUAGGUCACAGCCAACCGACAGUGGGAUUUGUCGAUGGGACAAGUGCGAAGCUAGUUUCGAAUCUAGCACAGGUCUUCUUGAACAUUUACAGGUCGCUCAUAUCAAUACCCAAACCGGUGGGGACAAUUUCGUCUGCCAUUGGUUAGGUUGUAAGGUACAAGGAAGAACGUCCUGUUCGAGAAGAUGGCUGGAAAGACAUGUCCUUUCACAUGGUGGAAACAAACCGUUUCGUUGUAUCGUCGAUGGAUGCGGCAGUAGAUUUAGUUCACAGACGACAUUGGAGAGGCACGUUAACGGUCAUUUCAAUCAACCUGAAACGAAUAGUAGCAGCGGUAGAAGGAGUUGCGAGAAUGGCGGAAAGCUCGUCAGGAGAAACGGAAAAAGAUUGAGAUACAGAAGACAGCCAUGGUCUGCACGACUUUUUGAUUAUUUCGAUUCUGGAGUCAUGGAAGGUCUUCAACAUAGAUUAUUGGAGCUGGCUAAGUCAAGAACGCAAGGUCGGUUAGCCGAGACGCCUGGUGACUCGAUGGCCCUAACUAGUCAAGUAUUAGCAAGAAGAGUAGAGACGGACGGAAAAAUCAAAGUCCUGCUACGAUGGUAUCCUCAGGACAUAGAACCGGACGAAUGGGUAUUAGAAUCCGAAGUACAAAGCACAAAACACGUAGGGAUACGUAAAUUAGCUGGGAAAAAUCCUGAAGAAGUUAGCCUAGCAUUAUAUCCGGCGAUGUGCGGUGGUAUACCAUCUAUGACAAGAGUUAAACAACGUCGAAAACCAGUUAAGUAUUCGUGAUAAUGUCUCGCCAGGAGGAUUAUUCGAGGCCAAUAAAAACGACUGAGAGAGAGAGAGAGAGAGGGGGAGGGAGGGAGAGAGAUAAAGAAAAAAAAGGAGAAGGAGAGAAAAGGAUAUGACGAAUAAACACAUGGACGAUAAUAUAGGUCCAGAUAAAUGUGUAAUGAUGGUAUAAUGAAAAGGAGCCUGGAUAGUAAUUAAAUAUUAUUGGACAACCUGGAUAAAUGAUGUGAGACGUAGGAAACGACCGAUGUUAGACGAACGAAUGUGAAGAUUCGAAUCAGAUGACCAAAGCUGUACUGAUUUUACAGUACAAGAAACACGGAGAGCAAUAGAGUAACGAUUUAACCUAACGAACGAGAAGAUGAAGAUGAAGAAGAAGAUGAAGAAGAUGAAGAAGAUGGAGAAGAAGAGGAGGAAGAAGAAGAAGAAGAUAGAAGAGGACGAAGAAGAGGAAGAUAAUACAUUCUAAUAUAUUUAGCCUAAAUAAGAAGGAAUCCUUUCUUAGAUCUCAUGUAUGAUGAAUCCAUGAAUCAUCGUUGAUGAAUACAAGGAUGUAAGCUUCGUUUUACCUGUUUGAGGAAGAUAGAUAGAGAGAGAGAGAGAGAGAGAGAGAGAUAGUGAGAGUCUCUUUAUCUUUUUUUAAGAGACUCACACGUACGUACAUAUACACAUGCACGCACGUACAUAUACAUAAACACGAACACACAUGCAUGCAUACGUAUACACAUAUACAUAACAUAGAGACAGAAAGAGAGAGAAAGAGAAAGAGAAAGAGAGAGAGAGAGAGAGUAAGAGAGACAAACAUAUUAAAGGAUAGACAAAAGCGGCUUCGGAAGAGCUGGGCUUGGGCCUCAUAAGUGCCUCACCGUGGAUACGUUUUGUACUACACCGUCGUUCGAACAAAAAAAAAAAAACCAAAAAAAAAUGGGAUGAUGAAAAGAAUGAUGAUCGAUCGAUGAAAUGUUUAAUAUCAGAUCAAAUAAGAAUUGUUGAAGUGUAUGGAGUGAUAUAGUUCGUCAGAGAGAGAGAGAGAGAGAGAGUGAGAGAGUGAGAGGGAAAGAGAAAGGGAAUGAGAAAGAGGGAAAAAGAGUAUUAUUACGACGAUGAUAUUAGUUAACAAGAGAACGAGAGAGAAAGAGAGAGACAGAGAGAAGAAAAUAAAAAUGGAAGAAAAUAUAAGGAGAUAAUCACUCUGGUGGCCUUAGGAAUCAAUUAAUAUCUAACACCCGGCCCCUUAGCACUUCCGGGCACUGUUACUACUACUACUACUACUACUACUACUACUACUACUACUACUACUACUACUACUACUACUACUAACUACUACUACUAUUACUACUACUAUUACUACUACUACUUGCUACCUAAACUGCUAUCACAGCUAUAGUACUACCACACGACAACAUUUAUAUAUAUAUAUAUAUUUAUAUAUAUAUAUAUAUGUAUAUUUGUUUUCUCUUUGUUUUCUUUUUCUUCUCUUUUUCUUUUUCCUCUUUUCUUUUUUCCUUUUUUUCUCUACGUAUACGAAAAACAAAAAAAAAAAAAAGAAAAAAAAAAGAAAGAAAAAUAAAAAAAAAAAGAUUAUAAACCGAUCGUCUCGAUAUCUACGUUUGAUAAAUCAACGACCAAGAUUGUUAACUGUUGAGGAAUAUAGGAAAAAAAAAAAGGGAAAAAGAAAAAGAAAAAAGAAGAAGAAAAACAACAACAAUAACAACAACAACAACAACAACAACAACAACAACAACAACAAAUGAUAUAUAUUGCAUUUGAUCUACCUCGAUCCUUCGACUCGGUAGAAACUGAUAACGGCGGGAGUACACAUAUACGAAGAAA
Vespa crabro (European hornet) is the source of this 5576-nucleotide messenger RNA. RefSeq names its product zinc finger protein jing homolog (gene jing). The record is from RefSeq and is a predicted model, not a curated record. NCBI's taxonomy places the organism in Eukaryota, Metazoa, Arthropoda, Insecta, Hymenoptera, Vespidae. Bases 171 to 3740 code for a protein of 1189 amino acids. Gene Ontology annotation, cellular component: ESC/E(Z) complex. Gene Ontology annotation, biological process: regulation of transcription by RNA polymerase II. The transcript is spliced from 9 exons.